ACAUGAUAAAAAGGGAAAACAGUAUAAAUAUUGAUUUAUUGAAGUCUAGGAUUAUCAUUCGAACAUUUAGGUAUCAACAAGAUGAGGACUUCACGUAUUUGUUUAAUCGUAUUACUAUCGACAUUGGUAGUUCAGAUUUCAUCUGAAACUACUGAACUAGAUAAAUUAUUCAACAAGAUUACAUCAUCUACGUUUGAAGUUGUAGCAGUACCUUACAAACAUAUAGCAAAUCAAAUAGCAGCGAAAACAGAAAUAGAUAAAUUCUUGAAAGAAUUUACGUAUGAAGUAAAGCGAACUAUGGAACAAACCCAAGACGGUUUGUUUAAUUUGUUGCCAAAAGAAGAAAGACAACAAAAGAAAAAACUUCUUGGAUACUUGUCGAUGUAUGCGUCGGAAGCAUUUUCGAAGGCAGCAAAAGUGGCAUCCACCGUAACGAACAAAUCGUUCGAUACGUUACCGGAUGAUAUUAAAAACAAAUUACUUGCUUUCGGAAACGAUAUUAAUGAUUCUUUGAGGAAAGUAAAGGUUACCAUUGAUGAUGAAUCAAAAACACCACAAAAAAACCACGAAGAAUGAUUAAUAUUUAAUACUCAAUCAAAAAUAAUUGAAUAUUUAUAGUUGAUUCAAUAAAAAAAAAUUCAAUGUUAAUUUUUAAAUUAUAUUGUAAGUAAUAAUGAAUGAACUACAUCCAUUAUUAUUACCUAUAUUAUAAGAAACAAGACAAUUAUUGUAUUUACAGAUAUGUAUUUAAAUUAAUAAUUAUAGACUAAUAAUAUAUUAUUACCUAUAUUUUUUAUGAAGCAUUAAUAAAUAACAUAGUUUAUUAUAAUUAAUAAUACACCUACAAUCUAAUUGAAACACUAACAAUUAAUGUUAUUAAAUAUCGAUUAAAACACUUAAUAGUAAUAAACAUAUUAAUGGUGUGGUUACUUAAAACGUACAUUACACUAUAUACUUUAUGUCUUUUUAAAUGUGAUAUAAAUUAUAAGUAUAAUUUGUUUUGUUUAUGUAAUUAUAUAAAUUUGCACAAUAAUAAUAUGUUCUAUGCAAUGAAUAAUACUGUUUUAUGAUUGUUAGUAUAUUUUAUUAGAACAAUAUAAUUCACGAACUUUGUUAUA
Messenger RNA from Aphis gossypii (cotton aphid), 1118 nucleotides. RefSeq lists its product as uncharacterized. Bases 82 to 576 code for a protein of 164 amino acids. Lineage: Eukaryota; Metazoa; Arthropoda; Insecta; Hemiptera; Aphididae. The record is from RefSeq and is a predicted model, not a curated record. The transcript has 4 exons.